GGCCUCACUGAGCGGUUGGCAGUAACAUCGCGGCGCCAACGGCCUCGAGUGGCAGACCGCGCGGUGGGCGGCGGUCCCGAGGGUGUGCGGCCGGAGAGGCUCAGUCCACUCCCCGGAGGGGCUGCCGCCCCGCCCCCUUCCCAGUCUUCCUCCUUCACUCCCCUCUCCCGGGUUCGUGCUCCUGGCGCUUAGUGAAGCGGCGAGGGCGCGGGGUACUCGCGGAGGCGGUGGCGUCGCCCCCUCGCUCGGGCCCGCCCCCUCGCGCCCCGCCCCGUCCCCGCCCUCCCCGGCGCCCUCUGCGGGAGCCCGGCAACUGCAGCGGAGCCGCGGAGCGGGCGGCGGGGCCGGGACUGUGCGCUGGGGGAGCUCCUAAUGUGAGGCUCGGUGGGCCGCAGCGAGCACGGACGCUCGGACGGGCGAGGGGCGGCGAGCCCUCGAGGACGCUCGGCCGCGCGCCGGGCCGGGGACUCGCGCUCUCGCUCGCCCUUGUGUGCUCCCCGCGCCCUCCAGCGCGCCGGCGGGACCAUGAAGAAGUUCUCUCGGAUGCCUAAGUCUGAGGGCGGCAGCGGCGGCGGAGCGGCGGGUGGCGGGGCCGGCGGGGCCGGCUCCGGUGGCUCAUCGGUGGGGGUCCGGGUCUUCGCGGUCGGCCGCUACCAGGUCACCCUGGAGGAGUCCCUGGCCGAAGGUGGAUUCUCCACAGUUUUCCUGGUGCGGACUAAUAGUGGAGUCCGAUGUGCAUUGAAGCGAAUGUAUGUCAAUAACAUGCCAGACCUCAACAUUUGUAAAAGGGAAAUUACCAUAAUGAAAGAGCUAUCUGGUCACAAAAAUAUCGUGGGUUAUUUGGACUGUGCUGUUAAUUCCAUUAGUGAUAAUGUAUGGGAAGUGCUCAUCUUAAUGGAAUAUUGUCGAUCUGGACAGGUAGUGAAUCAGAUGAAUAAGAAGCUGCAGACAGGUUUUACGGAAUCAGAAGUGUUGCAAAUAUUCUGUGAUACCUGUGAAGCUGUUGCAAGGUUGCAUCAGUGUAAGACUCCGAUAAUUCACCGGGAUCUGAAGGUAGAAAAUAUUUUGUUGAAUGAUGGUGGAAACUAUGUACUUUGUGACUUUGGCAGUGCCACUAAUAAAUUUCUUAAUCCUCAAAAAGAUGGAGUUAAUACAGUAGAAGAAGAAAUUAAAAAGUAUACGACUUUGUCAUACAGAGCCCCUGAAAUGAUCAACCUUUAUGGAGGGAAACCCAUCACCACCAAGGCUGAUAUCUGGGCACUGGGAUGUUUACUCUAUAAACUUUGUUUCUUCACUCUUCCUUUUGGUGAGAGUCAGGUUGCCAUCUGUGAUGGCAGCUUCACCAUCCCAGACAAUUCUCGUUACUCCCAUAACAUACAUUGCUUAAUAAGGUUCAUGCUUGAACCAGAUCCAGAGUGUAGACCUGAUAUAUUUCAAGUGUCAUAUUUUGCAUUUAAAUUUGCCAAAAAGGAUUGUCCAAUCUCCAACAUCAAUAAUUCUUCUAUUCCUUCAGCUCUUCCUGAACCGAUGACAGCUAGUGAAGCAGCUACUAGGAGAAACCAAAUAAAAGCCAGAAUAACAGAUACCAUUGGACCAACAGAAACCUCAAUUGCACCAAGACAAAGACCAAAGGCCAACUCUACUACUGCCACUCCUAGUGUGCUGACCAUUCAAAGUUCAGUAACACCUGUUAAAGUCCUUGCUCCUGGUGAAUUCAGUAACCACAGACCAAAAGGAGCACUGAGACCUGGAAAUGACCCUGAAAUUUUAUUGGAUCAGGGAUCUCCUCAGCAGCCACCACAGCAGCAUAGAGUACUUCAACAACUACAACAGGGAGAUUGGAGAUUACAGCAACUUCAUUUACAGCAUCGUCAUCCUCACCAGCAGCAACAGCAGCAUCAGCAGCAUCAACUACUUCAGGAUGCUUAUAUGCAGCAGUAUCAACGUGCAGUGCAGCAGCAACAGAUAUUUCAACAACAGUUUUUAAUGCAUUCAGUAUAUCAGUCACAACCUUCUGCAUCGCAGUAUCCUACAAUGAUGCAGCAGUAUCAGCAGGCUUUUUUGCAGCAACAGAUGCUAUCUCAACAUCAGCAGUCUCAGCAACAGACAUCACCUGAAUAUCUUACCUCUCCUCAGGAGUUCUCAUCAGCCUUAGUUUCUUACACUUCGUCACUUCCAGCUCAAGUUGGAACCAUAAUGGACUCCUCUUACAGUGCCAAUAGGUCAGUUGCUGAUAAAGAUGUAGUUGCAAAUUUUACAAAUCAGAAGAACAUCAGUAACCCACCUGAUAUGUCAGGGUGGAAUCCUUUUGGAGAGGAUAAUUUCUCCAAGUUGACAGAAGAGGAACUGCUGGACAGAGAGUUUGACCUUCUAAGAUCAAACAGGUUCGAGGAGAGAGCAUCCUCAGAUAAGAAUGUAGACCCACUCUCUGCUCCACAUAACCAUCCUCCAGAAGAUCCUUUUGGUUCUGUUCCUUUCAUUUCUCAUUCAGGUUCUCCUGAAAAGAAAGUUGAACAUUUGCCCAUGAGUCAAGAAAAUAGCACUGCAAACCCUGUCAGGAACAGAAAAGCAAGCCCAGUAUCUAAAGAGCAGCGGUCUGGAAAGAAAACCUCAGAGAAUUCAUCAGUACAGGGUCAAGUACAAAAGGGGAAUGAUGAAUCUGAAAGUGAUUUUGAAUCAGAUCCCCCUUCUCCUAAGAGUAGUGAAGAGGAAGAACAGGAGGAUGAAGAAGUUCUUCAGGGAGAACAAGGAGAUUUUAAUGAUGAUGAUACUGAACCAGAAAAUCUGGGUCAUAGGCCUCUCCUUAUGGAUUCUGAAGAUGAGGAAGAAGAAGAGAAACAUAGUUCUGAUUCUGAUUAUGAGCAGGCUAAAGCAAAGUACAGUGAGGUAAGCCCUGUAUACAGAGACGAGUCUGGCAGUGGACCAACCCAAGAUCCUAAUACAACACUUCUCACCCCAAUGCAAUCACCCUCUGAUGUUGGGCUGGAGACUCCCAAACAGGAGUUUGAUGUAUUUGGUGCUGUCCCCUUCUUCGCAGUGCCUGCUCAACCUCAGCAAGGAGAGGAUGAAAAGAACCUCUCACAGAGGUUUCCUACUGUGGGACUACAGCAAGAGGAAUUUGAUGUAUUCACAAAGGCGCCCUUUAGCAGGAAAGUGAAUGUACAAGACUGCCGUGCGGUAGGGCCUGAUGCACAUACUCUCCCUGAUUGUCCCAAAAGUGUAGAUAUAUUUGGCUCCACUCCAUUUCAGCCCUUUCCCACAUCAACAAACAAAAGUGAAAGUAAUGAGGACCUUUUUGGGCUUGUGCCCUUUGAGGAAAUAACUGGGGGUGAGCAGCAAAAGGUCAAACAGCGCAGCUUACAGAAACUGUCCUCUCGCCAAAGGCGCACAAAGCAGGACAUGUCCAAAAGUAAUGGGAAGCGGCACCAUGGCACGCCAACUAGCACAAAGAAGACUUUGAAGCCUACCUACCGCACUCCGGAGAGGGCUCGGAGGCACAAAAAAGUGGGCCGCCGAGACUCUCAAAGCAGCAAUGAAUUUUUAACCAUCUCGGACUCCAAGGAGAACAUCAGCGUUGCUCUGACUGACGGGAAGGACAGAGGAAAUGUCCUACAAUCUGAGGAGAGUCUGUUGGACCCCUUCGGUGCCAAGCCCUUCCAUCCUCCAGACCUGCCAUGGCACCCUUCACAUCAGGGCCUGAGCGACAUCCGUGCUGAUCAUAAUACUGUCCUACCUGGGCGGUCAAGACAGAAUUCACUACAUGGAUCAUUCCAUAGUGCAGAUGCAUUGAGAAUGGAUGAUUUUGGUGCUGUGCCCUUUACAGAACUUGUGGUGCAAAGCAUCACUCCACAUCAGUCCCAACAGUCCCAAUCAGUCGAAUUAGACCCAUUUGGUGCUGCUCCAUUUCCUUCUAAACAAUAGAUACUUCUGAUGGAGUCUUGGCAUUAACUCCUGUUUCAAAAAAGUAUGAAUAAUUUUAUGAAUUUUAAAGAAAAUUUAUUUGUAUAGCUCUUUAUAUCAUUCAUUCUUACAGGUCAAUCAGAAUAGGUGAUUUUUAAAUAAACCAAAUAGAAAAAGGAAGUAUCUCAACAGGGUAGUGACUUGAUGCCUCUUCCAAGUAAGAGAAAAGGGAGCUAAAUUGCAAGCUCUAACCAAGGGUUUCUGCUACUGACAUCACAGCACAGAAAUGCUUGUGUGGUACUUCCAGUGAAAGCACAUGGCACCAUUCCAGGCAGGUGUGUAGCCACUGAGAAGGAACAGUAAAACUGUCAUUAUUUUUGAUAUCAGAAUGUCACUUUUGUGUGCAUAUCCCAGGCUCAUUCCACAUCCAGCAUUUGAAACUAUAGUUAUUUGUACAUACACAGGUUGCAUUUGUGAAUUUUUAAAAGAUGUCUCCUAAUUUCCUCACAGUAAAAAACAAUCUAGCUCUCUUAAUUAGAAAGUUAUCUUGAGAGUGCAGAGAUUUCAGUCCGUACCCCUUUCUCUACAAAGCAGAGCCAGAAGUAACUGAAAAUUGUGCCUAAAACUGUUUUACUUUUAAAAACAAGUGCCAUUAAUAUGGAAUAUCUAAUAAGUGUGCAAAACAAUGCAUGUUAAUUAGCUCAAUUUAGCCAUUCCGCAAUGUAUACAUAUUUCAAAACAUGUACACAAUAAAUAUAUACAAUUUUUGUCAAAAAAUUUAAAAAUAUGGAAUAUCAACAUAGAAGUCUAGAACUAAAACAUAAUGAAAAAUAUAUGAUAUUUGAAAAACAAAAAAAUGAUAUAGAAGAAAAACUACUUUAGAAACACUUUAUAUUAUUUUUGAAUGGAUUUGUGCCCCAGGUUUUUGUCAUGUUCCUAAUAAAGCCGAUUACUGGAAAAACUGGGAGUGAGGACAAAGGUUAAACAGAAAUUUAUUUCAGAAAAAAAAGUAGCUGAAACCAUGAAUUUUUAAGAUGUUUACAAUGUAAAAAUCAUGUUGCAUUUAAUAAUGUACUUUAUUAUAUUACCACCUUCACCAAAUACUCCCCAAGUCAUAAGCAACGAUUAUUUUAGUUAGGUUUGGAGGCUGUAGUUUUAAUAAAGUGCACAGAACAGUGACACCCACAAAGCCUUAUAGGCAGGAUUCACAUGACCUGUUUCAAGUACCUCUGCGUUAAUAUACCAGAUCUUAAAACGGAUGUAAGGUAUCAGAUGAUAAGGGACUAGCAUUUUAACUCUGCUAGGCAAUUGUGUCUUUAGUGAAAAGAACCUAGCUACCAAAUUGCCUUUUUUUUUUUUAACACCACAAAUCUUAAUUAGAAAUUUGAGGUUGUAUAAAAAUUGUGUUUAGUGGUAGUAAUCACAUAACGUGAAUUAAUGUGAAUACCGUAUCUGUGCUUCCUGUGUCUCCAACUGUUUUAAGUUACAAUUAACUGUCCUUCCCUGUUAGAUUAACAUUUGGAAGUUUCUAGAACUCUUACAGCUAUUUACAAAAAGGAGUGGAAAGUCUUUUCAACUGGCACUCUCCUUGAUUGAUGUAAAGAGUAUUUUGAGUAAUCUUAUUAGAAUUUCCUAAUUAUAGUGCCCCAAUGGGAUAAGCUAUUUGACUAUUUUCACAGUUCUGAACUUUGAAAGAAGCAAAGUAUAUGUAACUAAACCAUAUGUUCAUUUUUUUUUUACUGCUUCUCUCAUAUGCUAAAUCAGAUACAAAUUUGUGGACAGAUAGGGAAGCAAUAUGUGAAUCAUAAUGUAGCACAGGCAGACCAAGCAUUACAUUACUAUUUAGAGUUAUAACUUUAGAGCUGGACUGCACCAAUUACUUGUCCUUGUGCCAAAGGCAAAUAUUGUGUUUGCACCUUUUUUUCUGAUUCUCAGGUUGAUUAAUAUGCUAAUGCAAAUGCUCAAGUAGAUGUUCUUUAGAACUUUAUAAAAUUGACUUAAAUGAUAUUUUCUUUUAAAAGUGAGGAGGUGAUGAUUACACAUAGUGAAUUCAUGAACUACAGUAGGUUUGUAUCAAACAGAAGAAUUUUUUUUUUUUUUUUAAUGAAAAUGUGUUGGUUGACAUGUACACAAUAAUGCUUCUUUGACUAUUUUAGUCCUUGGUCUCUGCUAGACCUCCUGAGUUGCAUCAUUUAGAAGGUGUAGUGGAUAAACUAAUGUGGUCUCCUUGGGAUGUAAACAUGAAAUACCUAGAGUUUUACUUGUUUUUCAGUACACUGUAUAAUUUUAAAUGAUUCACACACUGAUGUAGACCACUUGGCCUAUCAUGUUGGAUAAAUUCUGAGGAAACAACUCCAAUAUAGCUUAAAAUAUUUACAUUAUGUUUAUUAUAGCAUAGCCCAAUGACUUUCUUCUUUUGAGACUGUAGCUCAGAGGAAGAUUUAGGAUUCAAUUGGGGGAUCCAAUGGGAAUAGAAAUGGGGGGAUUCCUUUGUGUUGAAGUAGAGGCAUUUCUCCCAAGGAAAAAUGGAGUAUAGAUUUAUACUUUCCAUUUUUAUUGUUUCCCACCACCAUGGUCAAGGUGCAGGUCACUCCACACAGCUGAUGCCUAGGUAAUUCCCUUAUGAGAAUAAAGCUCCUAAGACAUGUGAAAGCACUUAACACAAUACCUGGCACACAGCAGUCAGAAAAAGUUUGGCUUUUCUGAGUAUGGGAUGGUCCAAUUCUGGUUUAAAGAAGGAAAGCAAAAUAAAUAAAUAAAAUGCAUAUAUGUAUUUUCCUGUUAUUAUUUGGGUGUCUCCUGUAAUUCUUUAGGAUGUGAAGUAGUCAUAACUUUAAACCUGUUAUACUUGAACAUCACUAAGGGAAGUAAAAUAUUAUGAAGUUAGCAAAAACCUGAGGCCAAAGUUGUUUCCUAACAGCUUUAAUAAUGCUUGAUUUUGAAUAAUCCUUUAAAAAGUGGACCAUUUGCUUAGUUAUUUUAACAUUAUCAUAUCAAUAAUAUGUUAGUAUAAAUAAGAUCAGCUUUUAUGGCACUGAAGAAUGUAUCUGCUAAGACAAAAAAUGCUUGAUAUAUAUAUUUGUUGGAGGAGAAAAGGCUGUAGGCUGGAUGAAAAUUUAACUGACUAGAAUAUUUAUUCAGAAGUAUAACCUCCCCUUCCGUCAACCCCUGUGUAUGUGUGUAUUUGGGCAUAGUUAUGACAUUAUCUGGAUUUCCAGAUAGAUGCACCUUUCAGUCCUACUCUGUUAUUGUUUAACAGUGAUAGACUGUUGUCCUCAUCUUGCUGGUGGAAAAUACUAAGGUGGAGCCCACUCUUCUAUGCUGAUGUUCAUCAGGCCGAGCAGUUUUCUUACUAUUCAGUUACUCUGCUUGGUUUAUUUUAGGUUUUGGUACUUCACAUAAGCACUGUUAGAAGGUACAAGUGUGUGAAUAUCACUAGUUCUAAGGAGUUUGGGUACAUUUAUUUUAAUAUAUGUAAAAUGUGCAGUGAACUUUUUCUCUCAUUUCCCCCCCCCCCCUUUUUAGCAAAACUACUCUUAUCAUUUUAGGUCCAAUUAUUGAGUUGACAGUCUACUGUGAGAAUGAAAUACAUAUCUACUGUGAGAAUAACAAAUGAUAGUUUAUUUGAAAACUUUUAUACUCCUUGGUGUUUUAUAUAUUAAGAUAAAAAUAUAAUACACACACAUGCAUGCACAGUUCACAUCUCUCUACUGUGGAGUUAAUGUGAAUUUUUUAAAAAUGGAAUUACAACCACAGUCAUAUCUAAAAGAACAUUCACUCCUAGUGAGGGUUUACAAAAGCCACUAAAAGAAUAAGGUAGAUGAAAAGGGUCAUUUGGGGUUAUUUUUGCUUCAUUUUAAAAGUUAUAGUGCUACUUUUGAAAGAGAAUUAUUUUUAUUACUACACUCUUUUGUGAUUGAAAAGUCAUCUUAAUAGUGAGCAGUAUAGAAGCUACUUUUUAAUUGCUGGCAAACAGCUUUAAGUGCACUUUCUUUGAUUACACUUCCAUUUUUUGUUAAACUUGAAUUUUCUGAAGCCUUUUAUGUACCACUAAGCAAAUAACUUUAACCUUUAAAUAAACCAAUUUACAUCUUUAUUAUAUUACUAAUUGUUAUAAAACAUACUUGCUAAAGUAACUUCAGUCCUCAAAUAUAGCUGGGAAACUUAUGAGAAUCAGUUGCUUUUUUUCCUUAUAUCUAAUUAAGCACUAACUGAUUUUACUACUUUAUUGCCUUUACAUUGCUUAUUCUUUUUAACUGAAUUCUGUUCCCGAUUCACUUUGUUUUGUUUGAAAUUUAA
Messenger RNA from Cynocephalus volans (Philippine flying lemur), 8199 nucleotides. It is a transcript of the gene BMP2K, whose product is annotated as BMP2 inducible kinase. The coding region runs from base 526 to 3921 and encodes 1131 amino acids. The transcript is spliced from 16 exons. Lineage: Eukaryota; Metazoa; Chordata; Mammalia; Dermoptera; Cynocephalidae. Gene Ontology annotation, molecular function: ATP binding; protein kinase activity. The record is from RefSeq and is a predicted model, not a curated record. Gene Ontology annotation, biological process: protein phosphorylation.